Messenger RNA from Haliotis rubra (blacklip abalone), 1070 nucleotides. Its product is annotated as retinal homeobox protein Rx-like. The record is from RefSeq and is a predicted model, not a curated record. The coding region runs from base 378 to 1070 and encodes 230 amino acids. NCBI's taxonomy places the organism in Eukaryota, Metazoa, Mollusca, Gastropoda, Lepetellida, Haliotidae. Gene Ontology annotation, molecular function: DNA binding. The transcript has 4 exons.
UGGUACCACCCCCUUAGCUGUUCUCAAUGGCACGGCGGAAUCCUGGCGCCUGUCGCUCAACAAGCGGGGAAUAACUGGCAAAAAACUAUGCCUGUUUCUUACAAGGACCAGAUCAGUUUACAGCGGAUUCAUUUCGUCCCCACUUUCCGUCGGGGAGUACAUUCUAGCUAGAGGACUGUAUGUUGGCACUUGCGUUUACUCGUCUACUCCCUUGUGUUCGAAGGGACAUCAACUGUUGAACCAUUGGUCAAGCUGCAAGUGGUCAGAAUCCUCCAGACAGGGCCGGUCAGUGGUCAGCAGCAGGUGCGCCGCGUGAAUUCAGAACGCGCAGUGUGAGAGAACGAGGGAAGAAGUGAGGAAGGAAGGAAGGUCGGAAGAUGAGCAGUUACGGUAUAGCUCCGACUCCGGAUCACCAGUUUGGCAGUAAUUUUGACAAAGUUCACCAUUACACGGCGGCAGCAUUACACAACAACAAAGCCAACUUCAGUGUCAGCCAUUUGUUGGACUUGGAAGAGUUACCAAGUGAAAAUUGUGCAAUGUUUGCUAACACCGAUCCUUCUCAGCACGGACUACCCACCCCACAGGGGUGUUCCCCGACCUUGAAUGGCAACAUUCCCCACCCCCCGGGCAGCAGUCCUGAGGGUCAUCACCACCAGCCCGAGAGGAACAAUAGCUCAGACAACGAUGACGACAAGAAGGAUGACGGUGACGGCAAACGACGACGGAAACAGCGGCGUAACCGCACAACGUUCAACAGCACCCAGCUAGCGGCGCUCGAGCGAGUGUUUGAGAGGACACACUACCCAGAUGCCUUCGUUCGAGAGGAGCUGGCCAGGCCGGGAAGCCUGGAGUGUGCAUCCCUGGAGGAAAACCUGCUGGACAUGCAGCAUCAGCCGUCCUCUAUCAAUGGUCCAUCAAUGGAUCUUAUUAACAUGUUCAUGAUGAUGCCCCGUGAUGACGAGGUCUACAACUGCUUCAACCAGUUAGGACGGUCAGCGUCUUGGUGUAUGGUGUUUUCCCCGGCUGCGGCUGCUGCUGCUGCUGCUGUUGCUGCUGCUGCAUCAGGGUGA